Molecule: messenger RNA, 668 nt
Organism: Sesamum indicum (sesame)
Lineage: Eukaryota; Viridiplantae; Streptophyta; Magnoliopsida; Lamiales; Pedaliaceae
Product: gibberellin-regulated protein 4
Source: RefSeq, a predicted model, not a curated record
CAAGUCUGCGUGAAGCAAUCCCUACAACCACAACACCUUUAGAAAACAGUCAUCUACUUUAGGCCUUGUUUGGUGGCAUGUCGAUGGCUAAUAAGCUCACUGCUCUCAUUCUGCUUCUGGCAUUCAUCGCCAUCUCCACUCUCACCUCCACUGUGGCUGCUCAAUACCACCUUGACAGGAAUCGGUAUGGUCCAGGCAGCCUGAAGAUCUACCAAUGCCCGUCGGAGUGUGCGAGAAGGUGCAAGCAAACACAGUACAAGAAGGCGUGUUUGACGUUCUGCAACAAAUGCUGCAACAAGUGCCUGUGCGUUCCCCCUGGCUACUACGGCAACAAAGCCGUCUGCCCUUGCUACAACAACUGGAAGACUAAGGAAGGAGGGCCAAAAUGCCCUUGAUCACCAUCACCCACCCGACCCGAAUGUAGUACUAUUCGGAUCAUCCUUUGUUCCCUUUUUCUGAUGGGUCAUAACUUCUAUGACCCGAUAUCGUUGUUUCUAUUCUCAAUGCUCCUAUGGGCUUAGGACUUUUGCCUGCCCUAAUGAGAGCUCUGCCAAACCAGAUAUUUCUUGGUCUCUAGCUAUGUCUUGUCACAUUUAUUUAAAAUGAUGAUUUCCCAUAAAUGUUGAUGUGUUAUAUUAAUUAUAUAAGAGAAAGGGAUAAUUACAUUU